ACGUUUCUUUCAGAGGCUGUUAGAGCAGAACGUGCCAUUGAUGUAGCUGCACUCGAUUACUCCGCUGUCAAAAAACAGGAAGAAUGUGUAUUGUUUUGUUGCACUUGUGUUUUUAAGGCAGGUUUGUUUACUUAAUUUAACCAAAGAGAAACAAGGUAUGCCAACCAGGAUAACCACAAGUAAAGACAACAUAACCAGGCCAGACUAAUGUUAAUGAUCAGUCCGAGAAUGGCAACAGGAGCACAAGAGAAACAGUAUCCUCCAUCGUUGUUGAAUUUUUUCGUCUAUAAUCCCAAAUUUGGACCAAAAGAAGGCGAGGAAGAAAAGAAAAUUCUCUUUUACCACCCGAACGAGGUAGAGAAGAAUGAAAAAAUCAGGAAUGUAGGGCUGUGUGAAGCGAUUAUACAGUUCACUAGAACCUUCUGUCCAACAAAGCCUGCCAAAUCUUUACAUACUCAGAAGAACAGACAGUUUUUCUGCGAACCAGAGGAGAAUUUUUGGAUGGUUAUGGUUGUACGAAACCCCAUGAUAGAAAAAAACAACAAGGAUGGGAAACCUGUUGUGGAAUACCAAGAAGAAGAAAUACUGGAUUCCGUCUACAGCUCGGUACUUCAGCAGUGCUACAACAUGUACAAGCUUUUUAACGGCACCUUUGCUAGGACUAUGGAGGCAGGAGGUGUGGACCUGCUCAAACAGAGACUUGAGAAGUUCUUCUACAGGUACCUGCAAACUCUACAUUUACAGUCCUGUGAUCUGCUGGACAUUUUUAGUGGAAUCAGCUUCUUCCCUCUGGACAAGAUGACAUACUUGAAAAUCCAGUCCUUUGUGAACAGGAUGGAGGAGAGCUUGAACCUGGUCAAAUACACAGCUUUCCUCUACAAUGAUCAGCUAAUAUGGAGUGGUUUGGAACAAGAUGACAUGAGGAUCCUGUACAAAUAUCUGACAACAUCUCUGUUUCCACGCCAUUCAGAGCCUGAGUUGGCUGGAAGAGAUUCCCCAAUGAGACUGGAAAUGGCUGGAAAUCUUUUGCACUACGGGAGGUUUCUUACAGGUCCCUCUAAUCUAAAGGAUCCCGAAGCAAAAUUUAGAUUCCCCAAAAUAUUUGUGAACACAGAAAACACUUAUGAAGAACUUCAUUUGAUUGUAUAUAAGGCAAUGAGUGCGGCAGUGUGUUUUAUGAUCAACACCUCUGUGGAGCUGACGAGAGAGUUCUGUGAGCAGCUCGACAGCCUGGUCGGACCUCAGCUCACUCUGCUAGCCUCAGACAUCUGUGAGCAGUACAGCAUCAACAGGAGGAUAUCGGGGCCAGAAAAGGAGCCUCAAUUCAAGUUCAUCUAUUUUAACCACAUGAACCUGGCUGAGAAGAGCACCAUCCACAUGCGGAAAACAGCCAGUGUCUCCCUAACCUCUGUCCAUCCAGAACUUAUGAAGAUCCUAGGGGAUAUUAACAGUGAUUUUUCAAGGGUUGAUGAUGAUGAAGAAAUUAUAGUAAAGGCAAUGACUGAUUACUGGAUUGUUGGCAAGAAGUCAGACCAGAGGGAACUGUACGUCAUUCUUAAUCAGAAAAAUGCAAACCUAAUAGAAGUGAAUGAGGAAGUGAAGAAACUUUGUGCUACACAAUUCAAUAAUAUUUUCUUCUUGGACUAAAGAACAGAAAUAUAUUGAAGCAGAUGACUUGAAUGCAUUGCUGACUAAAUUUCUAGUAUUAAAAAAAUUAUAUCAGCUAUGCUGAUUACUAAAAUGCCAAUAUUAGUAAUGCAAUAAUUGCAUUGUAAAAAUGAACUUAAGUGUAAUUUUUCACAAACAAUUUUUAGAUUUUUAUUUAAGUUAACUAAUAGCUAAUUGGCUUUCAUUCCAUGUCUGUAAUAAAGAUUUUACUGUAAAACAAAUAUGAAACUGCAUUUAUUUUAAUCGUAAAGGCUGCAAUAAAAUGUUUUUGAAGGGUUUUCUAAAGCUCAAGACAUUCUGUAGCUUCAUUAAAGUCAGGACACUUCUAUUUAUUACUUCAACAGCCCUUUGUUAGAUAGUAUGCAUCAUGUUCACACUUCAUGGCUUGUAAACUGCCAAGCACUUUGAAUAAAAUGAGAAGUACUAAUUUUUGUGA
This is a messenger RNA of Acipenser ruthenus (sterlet), 2104 nucleotides long. RefSeq names its product vacuolar fusion protein CCZ1 homolog. The record is from RefSeq and is a predicted model, not a curated record. Gene Ontology annotation, biological process: vesicle-mediated transport. Lineage: Eukaryota; Metazoa; Chordata; Actinopteri; Acipenseriformes; Acipenseridae. Gene Ontology annotation, cellular component: intracellular membrane-bounded organelle; Mon1-Ccz1 complex. The transcript has 17 exons. The coding region runs from base 208 to 1647 and encodes 479 amino acids.